This is a messenger RNA of Xenia sp. Carnegie-2017, 2761 nucleotides long. RefSeq names its product synaptotagmin-11-like. Gene Ontology annotation, biological process: regulation of dopamine secretion; calcium-ion regulated exocytosis; cellular response to calcium ion. The coding region runs from base 994 to 2538 and encodes 514 amino acids. The transcript is spliced from 6 exons. Gene Ontology annotation, cellular component: synapse; axon. Lineage: Eukaryota; Metazoa; Cnidaria; Anthozoa; Malacalcyonacea; Xeniidae. Gene Ontology annotation, molecular function: SNARE binding; clathrin binding; phosphatidylserine binding. The record is from RefSeq and is a predicted model, not a curated record.
GCCAAAUUACAACGGAAUACCUGUUUCAGACGAAACUGCAUUGUUUAGAAACAGUUAACAAAGACUAAGUUAAUAGGACAAAGUUAAUAAGGGAAGGUUCGUGAACGUUUUAUAUGACGUAUUCAUAAUCAAGCAUCAUGUCUUUUAACGGUAUUUUUUCAAUAGAAUAGAACGGAAGAUCUCUUCUAAGUCUUAAUCACAUAAGCAAUCAAAAACGCAUGUAGAACAAUUGUCGUUAUAAGCUCAUUUUAUCCACAUAAGUAUGAUAGAGCAAAGGAAUCAGGGAGGGCAAAUGUAGCACCUUCUUCACCCCCAAAAUAAAGUUUUUUCGCCACAUCUAAGGAUCUAGAAUAACUGCACACAUCAAAUAUGCAAACAUUAACGAACAAACAGAAUGAAACUGAAACCACGUUCAUCGUGAAUAUGACAGCACGGUUUCUCUUCGCAUAAAUAUGUCAUUAAAUAGAUAUCACAGGAUUAAAUGCUCGUGGCCCUCACUAAUGACAGCAAAACAGAGACAUGAAAAUUGAAAACGGCAUAUGAUAUAUUAGUUUCAGUGUUAGUAAUGUAACAAUGUUGAGCAAGAAUUAUUUUAUUAAUGAAAUGUAUGACUUACAAAGAUCUGGCCUGGGCUAACUCGAGCGUUAUGUUUAUUAUUCCUUCUACAUCGUAUUAACGGUCGACGCGUUGGCGUUAUACACGCUCAUUUAAAAUUGUAGUUAAGCGAUGUUGCGAUUGGCCGAGAGGAUGCGUUGUUAUUCAAGCGUUAUAGAUAUUUAAAAUGUCAAAUCAUAUAUUGGAUAAAGUGCAGUAAAGUGCAACUGUCCAACUGUAUAAGGGAAACACUGAACGCAUUGGGAAAAGUUGAAUUUUCCGUCCCCUGAUACAUUAAAAAAUGCCCACACAAUCUCAGAAUGGUUCCUAUUUUUUGAAAAAUGAUGAAAGAAAGAACUUUCAAUGAAGAGCUGAUGUGAUGUGCAAAAUGAAGACACGAUGAAUUCAACAGUUGUGGUGAUUUCGAUAGUUGGUAUCAUCUCUGGUAUCGUCAUUAUUCUCUUCUCGUUGGUCGUGAGACGCGUAUGGAAGCGGAGAUAUGUACCAACGGAACAUAAAUACCGGAAACAUUCCACUCCAACUAUAAGAAGUGAACAAAGAACGAAGAUGGGGAAGAUAUUCCGGAGUAAAUCCUUGAUACGAAACGAGAUUCCUGAGUUCGUUAUUCCAGGUACAAAACUUAAGUUGGUGCAACCUAUUAUAACUCCACCAUCACCAACACCUGUGGACCAAGUAGAUUCCUCAAAAUCCCCUGUUACCCCACAUAAAGGAGAUCAAUCCGGAGGCACUGCCCCAAAAGGACAUACAAUAUCACAGCCUAUCAACAGAAAGAUUUCACUUCAGAAUUUAAUUGACUCUCCAGAUAUGAGUGGAAAAUUACAACGAAGAUCUACAACAGGUGGCAUUGGGACUCCAAAACGAACAACUUCCUCAGAAACUAAGAAAUCACGAAAUUCGCCAAAAGGAACACUCUCCCGUAACCCUAGUUCUAAUUCAAUAGAUCUUCUUGCUAUCAAUGUACCGCCUGUCACUCAAAGUGCAAGCUCGAGCUUGGAAGGCUCGCGCGAUUCUAGUCGCCAGUCUCCUGAAAGCAGUCCGCGACGAUUGCGACUUUUUCGUCAGGCAAAGCAUCAGAUUAUUCUUACAGGAGCUACUUUGGACUUCUCUGUCCAAUACAAUAUUGGUCAACGCGCUUUAAACCUAAAUAUAAUGCGAGUGCGGAACAUCCAGGUACCUAAGGAACGAAAACAGGAUGCCAAAGUAUACCUGAAUGUCCAACUAAAGCCGGAUAAAUUCAUCUGGGAAGCUCAAACUAAGAUUGUACAAGGCACAGAUAACCCAACGUUUGGAGAGAUGUUCACCAUCAGUGGUUUUUCAUUAUCAAAGUUACACGACUGUGCUUUGUUGUUUCGUCUUAACGACGUGAAUGCUGAUCAAAUCAUUGGUGAAGUUACAUUUACAUUAAGAGAAUUACAGCCUGAUGUACUCACACAGCGUACAUGUCAACUUCAGAAACCUCUCAAAGUUGUGAAGGAUCGUGAUCGUUAUUAUGUUGGCGAUUUACUAGUUUCCAUGGAUUACGACCCUAUUGAUUGGAAAUUAAACGUGAGGAUUAUCCGUGCACGAGGUUUACCUAAAAUGACAAGGACAGGACAUACAGAUGCAUUUGUAAAGAUCAAUGUAAUGCAAGAUCUGACAAGAUUAUUCAAGAAGAAAACCAAAGUUCAGCAUCAUGAAUGGAAUCCAGAAUUCGACGAAGGAUUUGAUUUCGAGUUAACUCGAGAUCAAAUGGAUGCAACUAGUAUUACAAUGAAAGUAGUUCAUAGAGGCAAAUUAAGAGAUCAUCUUAUUGGCGUCGUUUUACUUGGGUUUAAUCUUGAACCCAGCGAGGCAGGAUAUCAACACUGGGCAAUGAUGUUAGAUAAACCACAUCUUUCGAUAGAACAAUGGCAUAAAAUUUAUCCUAUCUUGAAGUCAAGCUAAAUAACGCAAGAUUCGUUCAAGCAUGCCCUCCGUACUAAGUAUUUUGAAUAUUUAAUGCCUGGAGUUUUUAAUGAAUUUCCUGUAGUUAUAGCGUUUCUAGUAAGAUUUAAACAUAGUUGUUUUACUACUUAUAGACACAUUUUCUACAAGUUAAUGCAUAUCCAAUAAGUACAUGAAUAUUUCAGAAAAUAUAUGUUUGAUGUGCUUAGGCCAAAGGUCGAAA